UUCUGGAUAUCCGUAUUUCAUCGGAGCUUUCGGUCCAAGUCUUAAAUUGCACGCAGCCCUGGUCACAUCACACAACUUCAACUCAUGGAACUUCAGCUGCAAGAGGGCCUUGGCGAUGAAGUGCGGCGUCGAACACUUCUUCGUCGUCGUGCACGGGCCCGCAAGGCAGCUGCACGAAAAUCCAAAGCAUCCCUAAAGCUUGGAGCUUUGGUCAGGAUCGUCCUGAUCAUGCUGUGGGUUCGGCGAAAGCACCGGGAUCGGAAAACAAGCGAUGAUGGGAUCCAUCAAACGAAUCAAAGUAACGGAUCGUCAGAGCAUGAUGGGAUCAAUGGUGGCAUUGACGGAGAAGGAGCAGAAGUCGAGUUCCACGCUGACAGCGAUGACGACAUAGCCACGGAACUGAUUUUGGAAGCAGUUGUUAAAAACCAUGGUCAUGCCUUUGACUAUCCAAUGUCAAAGUCCGAGAAGAUGAUUCGAUCCAUGCAGAUGACUGAGGGCCUGUGGAACAAGGCACAGAUAGAGGCCGUCCAGUACAAAUGGGCAUCCCUCACCUUGAAGCUCAUGAUGUAGCUGAAACGUGCACACACGACGUAGCUCGAUCCGAAAGCCACUGAAAGUUCUGCCGUGCAAUCGCUGUGGGCCUUUGCUUCGUGGUCAUUCACGGGCUGCCGGUUGUUUAAUAUGGGAUAGCCAGGCUCUGAAUGGAUGCGGUUCUUGCAGAAAAACGGUUUCGC
Molecule: messenger RNA, 734 nt
Organism: Cladocopium goreaui
Lineage: Eukaryota; Dinophyceae; Suessiales; Symbiodiniaceae
Source: the annotation of a GenBank genome assembly